UUGCUUCAGGACAAUGAUCCAAAGUCCAAACACAUGGAAAUCCAGAUUUCUAUGGUAGAUAUAAAAUAAAUCAAUUUUCUGGGAUUUGAGUACAGUCUUAGUUUAUGUAACAGCCCUAGAAGGUGAGCCAAAUGAGAAGAAGAAGAAGGAGAGGAGGAAGCUUAAGAAAGCAAAAGGAAGGAAUGAAGAAGAAGGCUGAACUGCCAAAGGAACGAGCUCAACAGAAACGACGUCGCAUGAAACAGCAGUUGGAGGGCGUUGAUCAUAGAUUCAGACGACGACGUCAUUCCGAGGCAAACGGUUGUUUUCGAUAUUCUGUUUGGCUGAAUAAAAUUGGAGUUUUGGGGAAUCAGUUAGAUUGUUCUCUAUCUCAGUUUUUCCCAAAGAGGGGAAAAGUUUUUCAUCACAAUAUAAUCAAGAGCACAUAUUUGUGAAAAUCAAGAUCAGGGGGUUUUGCUCCUUGGAGCAAAGCCAAGAAUUAACUAAAGAAAAUGGAUAGUAGCAACAUUAGCAAUGGCAGUAGCUUGGAUCAAAUGCUGUUGGAUGCAAAGUUGCAUCGUCAAGUCAAUGCUCUUAUUGUUGCUCAUCUUCGUGACAACAAUCUCAAUCAGGCUGCAAGAGUCGUUGCAUCAGCUACAAUGAUACCAUUGACUGUUGAAACUCCCCCUAUUAGGUUACUUGAAUUGGUUGCAAAGGGACUUGCAGCUGAGAAGGAUGAAUUGUUGAGAAGAGUUUCUUCAGCUGCAGCUAUUGAUCCAACUCUAGCUGCUGGAUAUGGCUCCAUACCAGCUCCUCUGGCAAUUUCUGUUGAUUUUAGUACUGCACAUGACACCAAAGGCUCAUCAAAAAAUUUUCCAAAACAAGAAACUCGACAUAUUUCUGAGCACAAGAGUAUUGCUAGAUGUGCAAGAUUUAGUUCUGAUGGAAGGUUUCUUUCUACCGAAAGUGCAGAAGUGUCAAUCAAACUCUUUGAAGUUUCAAAAGUAAAACAAAUGUUGCGGUCAGACUCAAGAGACAGCUCAGUGGGGCCAGUUAUACGAACAUUCUAUGAUCAUACGCAAUCAAUUAAUGAUUUAGAUUUUCAUCCUAAAAAUGCUGUUGUGAUAUCUGGGGCAAAAGAUCACACCAUCAAAUUCUUUGAUUUUUCAAAACCAGUAGCAGAGAGAGCAUUUAGAGUUUUUGAGGAUACUCAUAAUGUAAUGUCUGUGUCAAUUCACCCUUGUGGAGAUCAUCUUCUGGCAGGAACUGAUCACUCCAUCCCUCAUUUAUAUGACAUCAAUACUUUUCAAUGUUACGUGCCAUUACAUUUCCAAGACAUUAUUGUUAAUGGAGCCAUAAAUCAGGUUAGAUAUUCACGAAACGGUGGCAUGUUUGUAACAGCAUCCAAAGAUGGUGCUAUUCGGUUGUGGGAUGGCGUAACUGCCAAUUGUGUCCGAUCCAUAGAUGGUGCACAUGGAACAGAGGAAGCCACAAGUGCAAACUUUACAAAGGAUCAAAGGUAUAUCCUCUCAUGUGGAAAAGACUCUUCUGUGAAGCUUUGGGAAGUUGGGACAGGAAAAUUGGUCAAACAGUAUCUUGGAGCUGUACAUACGAAGUUGCAGUUCCAGGCUGUUUUCAAUGAUACCGAAGAAUUUGUACUAUCCAUAGAUGAAUCAAGCAAUGAGAUUGUUGUGUGGGAUGCUCUGACGACAAAGAAUGUAGGUAGAUUGCCCUCCAACCAUAUUGACGUUCCGCGUUGGAUUGAGCAUUCUCCAACUGAGGCAGCGUUUGUUUCAUGUGGAAUUGACCAGUCUGUACAGUUCUGGAGAGAAAAAGUAGUUUAGGUGUAAUGUAUGAAUAUGAGGAUUGAUAUCAUCAUUCAUUCAUUCUACACCAAUGAAAUAUGCUACAUUGAAUUGGCUGCAAGAUGAUGAACCACAACUACCUUGGGUGGAUGUUGUAGUGUACUUACUAAUCUUCGUCUUUUCCCUUUCUGCCCAAGAUUGUCUUUAUUGUAUUACAAGGCUGGUUUUGGGUCGUUAUAUACUCUGCAGGCUAGGGUUCCAUUAUAUUGAUAAUAGGAUAUGACUUUGUCACCCAGGGAUGGAUUAUGGAUAUAUAGUUUAAUGAGCUAGCUUGGUUGUAUCAAUACAAUACUCUUUCGAAUCAUUUACCCUUUUGCCAUGUGAAUAUUUUUUAAUCUUGGAUAAAAAAGUAAAACACUUUAAUGUCUUUA
Molecule: messenger RNA, 2215 nt
Organism: Ipomoea triloba (trilobed morning glory)
Lineage: Eukaryota; Viridiplantae; Streptophyta; Magnoliopsida; Solanales; Convolvulaceae
Product: cleavage stimulation factor subunit 50-like
Exons: 15
Coding region: 492-1823 (443 amino acids)
Biological process (GO): mRNA 3'-end processing
Cellular component (GO): mRNA cleavage stimulating factor complex
Molecular function (GO): protein binding; RNA binding
Source: RefSeq, a predicted model, not a curated record